This is a messenger RNA of Galeopterus variegatus (Sunda flying lemur), 2202 nucleotides long. It is a transcript of the gene PHAX, whose product is annotated as phosphorylated adaptor for RNA export. Gene Ontology annotation, biological process: snRNA export from nucleus. The transcript has 5 exons. The record is from RefSeq and is a predicted model, not a curated record. Lineage: Eukaryota; Metazoa; Chordata; Mammalia; Dermoptera; Cynocephalidae. Gene Ontology annotation, cellular component: nucleus. Bases 1 to 1185 code for a protein of 394 amino acids.
AUGGCGCUGGAGGCCGGCGACAUGGAAGACGGGCAGCUUUCCGACUCGGAUUCUGACAUGACGGUCGCACCCAGCGACAGAACUGAUUGUGUUUUCUUUCACUUGCAGAAAGUACUAGGUGGGGACAGUGCUGUGAGGGCCUUCCAGAGUACCACAACAGCAUGUGCACCAGUAUCACAUUAUCGGACUGUUAAAAGUUUGGAUUCAAGUGAAGAAAGUUUUUCUGAUUCAGAUGAUGAUAGCUCUCUUUGGAAACGCAAGCGACAGAAAUGUUUUAACCCUCCUCCCAAACCAGAACCUUUUCAGGUUGGCCAGAGCUGUCAGAAAGCACCUGUUGCUGGAGGAAAGAAGGUUAAUAACAUAUGGGGUGCUGUGCUGCAGGAACAGAAUCAAGAUGCAGUGGCCACUGAACUUGGUAUCUUGGGAAUGGAAGGCACUAUUGACAAAAGCAGGCAGUCUGAGACCUACAAUUAUUUGCUUGCUAAGAAACUUAAGAAGGAAUCUCAAGAGUAUACAAAAGAAUUAGAUAAAGAGCUAGGUGAAUAUAUGCAUGAUGUCAAAAAAACAGAAUCAAAGGAAGAUGAAAAUGGACAGGGUAAUCUCAAACGGAAACGACCUGUCCGAGACAGAAUAGGAAUGAACUAUAAAGGCCGAUAUGAGAUCACAGAGGAAGAUUCUCAAGAGAAAGUGGCUGAUGAAAUUUCUUUCAGGUUACAGGAACCAAAGAAAGAUCUGAUAGCCCGAGUAGUAAGGAUUAUUGGGAACAAAAAGGCGAUCGAACUUCUGAUGGAAACUGCUGAAGUUGAACAAAAUGGUGGCCUUUUUGUAAUGAACGGUAGUCGAAGAAGAACACCAGGUGGAGUUUUUCUGAAUCUCCUAAAAAACACUCCUAGUAUUAGUGAGGAGCAAAUUAAGGACAUUUUCUACAUUGAAAAUCAAAAGGAAUAUGAAAAUAAGAAAGCUGCUAGGAAGAGGAGAACACAAGUGUUGGGGAAAAAGAUGAAACAAGCUAUUAAAAGUCUAAAUUUUCAAGAAGAUGAUGAUACAUCACGAGAAACUUUUGCAAGUGACACAAAUGAGGCCCUGGCCUCUCUCGAUGAGCCACAGGAAGGACAUGGGGAAGCCAAGUUGGAUGCAGAAGAAGCCAUUGAGGUUGAUCAUUCUCAUGAUUUGGACAUCUUUUAAGCAUAUUUUGGAUAUUUUGAGGAAUAAGACUUUAUAAGAUAACCUUGUGAUAAACCAUUCCUACUGAGAUUGCUACAUUUUACUUUGCACUGAUUAACGUGAGAAUAUGGAAAAGAAAGAUUGUUUCCUUGUUUUAUAUAAAAAUUAAUUCUAUGUGGGAGGCAAAUGUGAUUGAUAAAAACCUUUAAAAAUGUCUCGUGUCUGACAAAAUACUUACGUAGCACAGGAUUUAAUUUCUUCAUCUGUUGCAUGUGCUAAUUAUUAUGAGAACUACUAGUUGAUAAUUAGUUUUGUCUAGGUCAUUAUAACAUUCAAAAGUUUGUUUUCUUUUUCUGAUUUAUCUUUGCAGUGAAUUACGCUUUGGUUUCAAAACAUUCCAUUAAAAAAUCCUAAUGUGUCAUAUACAUUGUUAAACUGUUGCAAAUGCAUUCAAAUAUUUUUUUCUGUGUUCUAAAAACUCAUAGGCAAUUUUAAGGCUAAAGACUAAAAAUAGGUUUAUAGUGAUGGGUCUUCUCACUUAUUUAUCCAGAAGUAAAUAAAUGUCAGAAGCUUUUCAAAGAAGUAUUCAUUCUUAUCAUUAACUUUGUUUUUGCCAUAUUAUUAACUCACUUGGUCAUAUUCUAAAUACUGAAUGUGAUCUAUAUCUGUGUAUUACCAUGGACAUUUGAAAAAUUCCCAGUGGCAGCCUGCCUAAGACUGUUUUACCUUAUGUUAAGGAAGUAUGAUAUUUAAAAUGUCACAUCUGCAUGGAGUUUCAAAUUAUUCAUUUUUAUUAAUAAAAGAAUUAAAGGUAGUUAACUUACAGUGUUCUAAGAGUUCACUAUAGUUUACAAAAUAUAUUAAGCAAAAACAUAAUUCAGCAGCUUUAAACUAUUCUUUACAGGCAGUGUACUUGAAGUCUUUCAUUAAUUCCUGAAAAUAUGAUCAUUGAAGUUGGAUAUAAGUGGAAAGUGGUUAUUGGUUGCUUUUUAUUUAUAAAGAAUGCAAAAAUAAAAUUAGAUUUUUGGCAGUCCUUAA